Psylliodes chrysocephalus is the source of this 1075-nucleotide messenger RNA. Lineage: Eukaryota; Metazoa; Arthropoda; Insecta; Coleoptera; Chrysomelidae. The record is from the annotation of a GenBank genome assembly.
CCGAGACUUAUACAGAUAAUGAAAGAUACCAUUUUGGCAAACUAUGUAGGUGCAUUUACAUAUUGGAAGCGACGCUGGGAAAUGCUAAAUUGCUAAAUAUACAUAUCAAAUAUUUUAGCCAUCCCUACCAGAGAAAUAUCCCUUCCUCAUACACGAUAACGUGUGGAUUCUGUACUCAUAUACCGCAUAUACCAAUCCGUAAUCCGUUGGUGCUUGUACACAAUUUUUACUCAAUAAUGAUGAUAUAAUGAUGUCAGAUCUAUUAUAUAUGGAGUAAAAGUAAUAAAUUGAGGAAUAGUGAUAUAUUAUUAAUGAUUGGGCAAUACAAAUGUCCAAAGAAUUAAAAAACAAUAAUUUUGGUAUUUGUAAAUAAUGAGCUUUUGAACAUGGCAAACACUAAAUCUCCCGUUUCUCUGCUCCAAGAGGUUCUUGUGAAACAUGGAUCACAAGUACCAAUAUACCAAGAAAAGCCAUCAGAUUUACCCCAGUUUCCAUUUAAAUGUACAGUACUGGUUGGCACUAUAACUGCUGAUGGUUAUGCACACACGAAGAAAGAGGCUAAACAAAAUAGCGCAAAAGAAGUUCUCCUAAAACUUGGUGUUGGAUUAUCAAAUUCUAAUAAAAUUCAUCCUGUACACUUGGUUGUUCCUCUUAAUGGUGUAAAUUAUACAGGAAAGUUACAUGAAUACGCUUCAGGCAACAGGCUUCCGUAUCCGACAUAUUGCGAAAAAAGUCCACAGAAUGGAUGGUUUUUGGUUGAAUGCCAAUUUCUUGGCAUGACCGCAAUGGGGAUUGGUACAACUAAACAAAAUGCGAAACAGGAAGCUUCCAAAAAAAUGUUAGAAGAGAAGUUGAAGAGAAGAUACUUUAGUUGAGUUGAAGGUCCUGAUCUGAGGUACCUACAAAUCUUAGACCCAAAGAAGUAUAUCAUAUGAUGAUCAUCAUAUUUUACCAGACGCAUUAACUUAAUUAUCGCAAAUCUAAUAAAUUAGUGUUGCCACUACAACCGCAUAGGCAUAAACAAAUUCGUGUUCGCAGUAGGUAAUUCAUCAGUUUAGCCAGAGAUAACAGGAGA